AUGCUGGGGUCUGUAUUCACAACUGGGGUGUUGCUGGCCUCGUUGUCCGUGGCCUCGCCGGUUGCCCGCGCGAAUCCACCAUUUCUGAUCAACGUGGACGAUGAGACCGCCAUUAUCGGGAAUGAUUUCUGGAAUGUGACCAUUGGUCGUCAGUAUGGCACUAAGCUUUACUAUAAGAAUGUUGACCUGGUCGGGGACGCGUGGGGGCACUAUGUUUCCUACAAUGGAGCCCAGAGCGACCUAAAUCUCACAAAUGCUCGAAUCCACAAGGUGACCGGCGACUACACCGACAUUGUCUUCACAGCGAAGGAAGGAGAAUUCCACUGGGUUCUGACGCCAACAUUGACAGGCGCAUAUCAGUAUUUCGUGAACACGGCUCUACCCACGCUCGGCGAGUUCCGCACACUCUGGCGGCUCGCAAACGACAGUUUCACCCAUGGGUGGACAGACGAGCGAAAUGAGGCAUUGCCGCCUCUGUCGGACAUUGCUAAUGCCGCCAAGAUCCAGGAUGAAACCUGGCAGCAAGCCGAUGGCACGUACAUCACCAAGUAUGACUUUGCAACCUUCUUGCCGGUUGUUGAAGGCGAGUCCGCUCUCUGGGGAGUCUACGGGCCGCUUGGUGGUCAAAAGUCGACUGGAGAACAAGUCGGCUCGUGGUAUAUCCAUGGAGGCAAAGACUAUCUCAAUGGCAACCAUUUGAAGCAGGAGUUGUUGGUGCACCGCGAGAGUCAGACCGGCGAUGCGGUGCAGCUGAAUAUGAUCCAUGGAACGCACUAUCAGGCUGUCAGCAGUGACUCGUUCCCUGAGGGUAAAACUUGGGGUCCGUGGUUGUGGUAUUUGAAUGACGGGUCCGUCGACGAUGCAGCAGCCCGCGCGAAAGCGGAAAUUGCGGCUUGGCCGUACGAGUGGAUGCAAGACAGCAAUGGCUACCAUUCCCGCGGGAGUGUUCGAGGCCAUCUCGUGCUCUCAAACGGACAGCCCGCUAGUGGCGCGGCGGUUUUCUUGGGGGACAACAACUCCCAGACUCGCUCGCUGGACCAAGGAGCCUGGUACUAUCACCGGACGUAUGCAGACGAGAACGGGUAUUUCACCAUUGAAAACGUUCGCGAAGGCACUUGGGGCCUGCGUGCGUUUGCCAAUGGGGGUGAUGCGGUAGGCAGAGUGACCACUGAGCUGGAAAAGAAUGACAUCGCCGUCCACAGUGGUGAGGCCCUGUGGUUAGGGGACGUGACUUGGUCUCCGCAAGGUCGCGAAGUCAUCUGGCAGAUCGGAGAAGUUGAUCGCACAGCUGCCGGCUUUGCCUAUAGCGGCGCACCGCACGAGUUUGCCCGUGGUUUGAACUGCCCGGCCAACCUCACCUUCAAUGUCGGAAAGAGCGAGACCAAAGACUGGUGCUUCGAGCAAUCCUCACUCGGUACGUGGACGGUCGAGUUUAAUCUCCCUGCCAACUCGACCCAUGGACGAUCAGCGAUACUGUCUGUUGCCCUGGCUGGGUUCAGCGCCGGGAGCUCAGCUACAGUUUUGAUGAACGGUGUCUCCAUCGGGACUAUCAGCUCGAGUGUUCUUGCCAGCGACCCCAGUAGCUAUCGUUGUGGCACGUUGGCGGGUGAAUGGCAUCUCCUGGAGUUUCCAGUUGCGGCAGAUGCGCUUCUGAAUGGGACCAAUUCCGUUGAAUUUCAAGUCACCAAGUCGACCAAAUUCCGCGGGUGGAUCUACGACAGCUUAAUUCUAGAGUGGGCCUGAUUGCGAAGAUGUUGAAGUGACUGCACCUCCACCAUGUAUAGAUCCGGAGACCUUGUUCGAUUUCACAAUGCCAAUCUAUUUCUUUUGUCUUCGCAUUUAAAUGAACUUAUCGCCCAUCAAGAGCCUCUUGACUAUGUAUAAAGACAUUCAUACAUGAUAUAGA
Messenger RNA from Aspergillus homomorphus CBS 101889, 1906 nucleotides. Its product is annotated as putative rhamnogalacturonase. Gene Ontology annotation, molecular function: carbohydrate binding; catalytic activity. Gene Ontology annotation, biological process: carbohydrate metabolic process. The transcript has 3 exons. Lineage: Eukaryota; Fungi; Ascomycota; Eurotiomycetes; Eurotiales; Aspergillaceae. The coding region runs from base 1 to 1743 and encodes 580 amino acids. The record is from RefSeq and is a predicted model, not a curated record.